Molecule: messenger RNA, 2224 nt
Organism: Mercenaria mercenaria
Lineage: Eukaryota; Metazoa; Mollusca; Bivalvia; Venerida; Veneridae
Exons: 3
Coding region: 70-681 (203 amino acids)
Molecular function (GO): protein binding
Source: RefSeq, a predicted model, not a curated record
CACAAUUUAACUGGAUCUCUUAACAGGAAGAAAUAUAGUUAUAGUCAGUCAUUUAACACAUUUACAAUUAUGAAUCUGGUUUUACUACAAAACAUUGUGCUUCUUAUUUGUGCUUAUAUUGUAAAAGUUUCGUCUGUGCUGUCUUGUGAAACACAUGAUUUGCAGGCACUCAUGCUUCGACUGCGACAAAUAAAGAUAGAAUCUGAAGCAAAAAUUAAAGAAUUGACGAACAGGAUUGAAUUCCUGGAAAAUAGGUUGGAAGAAAGAAAAGGUCAGUCAAUGGUGGCAUUCCAUGCCUACCAUGUGGCAAACAUAACACCAAGCGAACAGUCAAUUAUGGUAUUUUCCAAAGUUCGUCUAAACCAGGGAGGAUCAUACAACCAAUCUACAGGCAUUUUUAUCGUUCCAAAAAGUGGAACAUAUAGAUUCUACGCCCACAUGUGUACCAGAGUUUAUAACGAAGGGUACAUGAUAUUUGAUAUAAUGAUUGGAAGGAUUGCAUAUGCAACUGCAUAUGGGUCUCUUCCCGUGACCAGCAAUGCAUUGUGUGAUUCGGCACAGGCUGUUGCAUAUUUGGAAAUCAAUGAUAUCGCUUUUGUUAGGUGGAGCGGCAACAGUAGUAACAUUUGCCAAAGUACUGCGUGUGAUAACACGUUCUCAGGAUCAUUGAUUAAUAACUAAAACGUUAGCAGUUGGUUUUCAAACUGACACUUUAUUAUUUCAUCACUUAUUACACAAAUUUAUUCAUCUUCUAUUCACUUUAACGCAGAUUAACGAGAUGUUAUUCUAUUAUAUUUCAUAUUUCAAAGCAGUAAGUCUAGAGGUUUCUUGUUUUGUGUUGUUGUUGUUGUCUUUAUUAGGAAUGCUUCAGCAUGUAGGUUAAUCUAGACAUGAUUUCGAAUUUAAUAUUCUGAAACUUAUUUCAUAAUCUGAGCCGUGCCAUGAGAAAACCAACAUAGUGGCUUUGUGACCAGAAUGGAUCCAGACCAGCCUGCACAUCCACGCAGUCUGGUCAGGAUUCAUGUUGUUCUCUAACAGUAUCUCUAUUGCAAUAGGCUUUGAAAGCGAACAGCAUGGAUCCUGACCAGACUGCGUGGAUGCGCAGGCUGGUCUGGAUCCAUGCUGGUCGCAUGGCUCAUCUGUUGUUUCAUAAUGUCUGACAUGAGCAUUCGAGCACUCCGUGUGAUUGAUGCAAUAAGAGACAGGUAAUCAAACAUUGAUAUUUAACAAAUAAUCAAGGCCUUCGUGUGGUUUAUCACCUAAUUUACCACGGUUCAGAGUUCAGAUGCGUAGAAAUUGAACCACGAGAACAUUAGCCCAAGUGAUUAAAUACUGAAGCAUCUGAACGAUGUAUCGUGAUCAGUUAGACGACAAAAGACAAGAAGGUCUUGGUUGUUUUCAUUCUGACAUGUUCAUUGACAUAUUUCAAUAAAUAUUAUGCUGGACCUAAUUUUCACCAGAAAUAAUGUAUUAGACGUCAUGCGGCAAUAUGACGUCAUAAUUGACAUCAUAAUGCUCUCUUACCGGUCCGCGCGUCAACCGUUGCUUAACGCAGAGUUUACAAAGCUUGGUUUUUCUUUGUUUAACUGGAAAUCAAAUCGAGCCAUGUUGGAAUAUGAUAUGUAAAGUUACUUUAAUUGUUUUGAUGGACUGUCCGGAAAAUACAAUAGAAAACAAAUUGUAAAAAUAGCAAUGAAUGACAGCAACAAAAUAUGUUUGUGACAAGGUUUCAAAAAGCAAACAUUUCUUUUAGUAAUUAGAUUCCUCAAAAGGGAUCGCAUCAUAAGGAAUUUAUUACAAAAUACACAAUAAUUGUUUAAUCUAUGCUAACAUUUCCUGUUAGCAUUUUAAUCAGUUUUGUUGUAAGAGUUUACACCUUUUCCCUGUUAUUCAGGCCAAUGAGAGUAUUUACUAACCUGCAAAAAGAUAUAUCGACCGCGGGCGUAUUCCGACCGAAUCUGAAACGUCACAGUUGUUAAGGAAAGAGUAAGAAGUCCAAAACAUUUGCAGCGUUUCUUCUAGUUUACACAGUUGUCUAAAAUUGUGUACUGCGUCACUUUAAUUAUGGUGUCAAUUUAUCAUGGCGUCAUUGCUGCUGGUAAUUUAAGUGUCUUAUUGGCUCUGCCUACUAGUAAGAACGACUUGAUAGCCUGUUAAAUAGCGGAAAAUUUUGAAUAUGUGUUUAUAGAGCAUGGUCAAACAUAAAUAUAUUAAUGUAAUUUGA